Messenger RNA from Mytilus trossulus (common blue mussel), 798 nucleotides. RefSeq lists its product as uncharacterized. The transcript has 9 exons. The record is from RefSeq and is a predicted model, not a curated record. The coding region runs from base 71 to 766 and encodes 231 amino acids. Lineage: Eukaryota; Metazoa; Mollusca; Bivalvia; Mytilida; Mytilidae.
UCUUCUUAUCUUGGUGUACUGGAAGAACUUCGGUAGUUCAGGUAGAUUCACUUAAAUCUAAUACGGAAAUAUGUCUGGGUUGUCUCUAGUUGCUACAUUUGGAAUACAUCUGUUGCUUAUUGCACGAUGUAAUGCCUUUAUGUGUUACUCCUGCAACGGCGUGGCUUCACCUGUUGAUUGUGAACGUGCAAUUAAUUGUCCAGCAGACGAGCAUUGUUUUACAGACAAGUAUCUAAACGCCAAUGGUCAUAUGCUGUAUAAUCUAGGAUGUAAAUCCGACAGGAUAUGUAAGCUUUUAUCAACUUUGGGCGGAAAGCGUGAUCUGGAAGAAGUACUUGGAAUAAAAGAUAAGAGAAGUGUCAUACAUCUGUGUACAAAAUGUUGUGACAAAGGCUACUGUAAUAAUGCUCUAUGUACAGAUUCAACAACUCCAGCUCCAAAUAUGCAGUGUUAUAAAUGUGACGAUAUUGAAGAUUUAGCAGCAUGUGAAACCCUUGUGGCAUGUCCGGAGUAUAAUGAAUGCUUCGCCGAUAUCUUCUAUAACGAUAGAGGAGAUAUCCGUCAUCGACUUGGGUGUCGGGAAAAACAGAGAUGUCGACAAUUUUUAGCUUUGGGGGCCCAUGUUCCACAUGGAAAACGUCAAGGAUUUGCACAGUUAUGUGGUGGGUGUUGUGAUAGCCCAUUCUGUAACAUUAAGGGAUGUGAAACAAUUGAUCAUGUAACACUAGGUCAUCAUGCAUCUGUCUCGCCAUCAUCCAGCGGGUAACAUGCUGAAAAUAAAGAGUGUUGAUAUCAUAA